AUGAGUGAAGUUUUGUCAGGGCAAAGUGCAGACAGUUUGCCAGCAUGGAUGCCGUGGCAAUGCUGGGAAGACCAAGUCAAGAUUGUUCGUGCAACAGUCCCAGGUGUUCUUGAAGAUGCACUGAGACUUAAGCUAUUCCCGUAUUCUUUAAGAGAUCGUGCGAGAGCAUGGCUAAAUGCUUUACCGUCGAAAAUAGUGGCAUCAUGGAAUGAUCUUUGCCAAAGAUUCUUGCUACGGUAUAACCCACCUACUUUGAAUGCUAAGUUGAGAAAUGAUAUUACGUCUUUUCGGUAUAUGGAGGAAGAAACGCUAUAUGAAGCUUGGGAACAAUUGAAGGAGUUAAUUAAGAAAUGUUCGAUGCAUGGAUUCCAGCACUGGACUCAAAUAGAGAUGUUUUAUAAUGGGUUGAAUACGUAUACGAGGAUGGUAGUUGAUGCGUCUGCCAACGGUACUUUGUUGAAUAAAACUUAUAAUGAAGCAUAUGAGAUUUUGGAAAAGAUUGCCAAUAAUUAUUAUUCGUAUUCGACCACAAAAGUUGGGAAGGGUAAGAGAGCUGCUGGUAACAUAGAGCUUGAUGCAAUCACAUCGUUAAUGACCCAAGUAUCUUUUCUAGCUAAUAUGAUUAAAACCAUGAAAAAUCCAACUGUAGUCCAUGAGAUGAAAUUAACAGAGUUGUCAUGUUUUUAUUGUGGGGAAAAUCAUGUGUUUCAUGAAUACCCAUCAAACCCAGCGUCAAUAUACUACAUGGGUAAUUCCAAUCGAAAUAGCAAUCCAUAUUCAAAUGCCUACAAUUCAGGGUGGAAGCAAUAUCUGAAUUUUAGUUGGGGUAAUCAAGGUGCAAAAAAUUUCAACAAUGCUGCAAGACAGAAUGUCAACAAUGCACUGCCUGGUUAUGUUCAACCUAUGCCGAGGCCACAAGGAGCAUUGCCAAGUGAUACCGAGAAUUCAAGAACACAAGGCAAAGAGCAGUGCAUAACUAUCACCCUUAGAAGCGGGACUCAGUUGAGUGAUGUUCACGAUGACAUAGCAGAAGAGGAUAAUGCAAGUAACAACCAGGUAAAGAUCCCAAAGCCAUCUAAAAAAUAUAUUGCAUCUAAGAAGGGUAAGCAGAAGAAUGUUGUGGCAGAACUAGAUCAGUUUAAAAUAUUUUUAGAGGUUUUGAUGCAACUCCAUAGUAACAUACUGCUAAUUGAGGCUUUAGAGCAAAUGUACAAUUACGUGAAGUUCAUGAUAGAUAUACUGUCGAAGAAGCACAGAUUGGGAGAAUUUGAGACUGUUGCUCUCAUUAAAGGGUGCACAAUGAUGUUGAUAAAUAAGUUGCCUCCAAAGAAGUUGGGAAUUGGGAAAGCGAGACCUACCACAGUGACAUUGCAAUUGGCUGGCCGAUCUUACACCCAUCUAGAAGGUAAAAUUGAAAAUGUAUUGAAAGGUGAGCUAACCAUAAGAGUGAAUGAUCAACUAGUUACUUUUAAUGUGUUUGAUGCGUUAAAAUACGUGGAUGAGAAUGAUGAAUGUCACACCAUUGACUUGAUAGAAACAGUAGUGGAAGAAUUUGUAAAAUUUUUCUAUAGAAAUUCUGACAGUGAAGAUGAUUUGAUAGAGCAAGGUGACACAGUAAGUUCUGAAAAGCUUGGUGAAUUUAUGGAUGCCUAG
Molecule: messenger RNA, 1653 nt
Organism: Gossypium raimondii (Peruvian cotton)
Lineage: Eukaryota; Viridiplantae; Streptophyta; Magnoliopsida; Malvales; Malvaceae
Exons: 6
Coding region: 1-1653 (550 amino acids)
Source: RefSeq, a predicted model, not a curated record